Messenger RNA from Daktulosphaira vitifoliae (grape phylloxera), 1365 nucleotides. RefSeq lists its product as uncharacterized. Gene Ontology annotation, molecular function: DNA binding; DNA-directed DNA polymerase activity; nucleotide binding. Lineage: Eukaryota; Metazoa; Arthropoda; Insecta; Hemiptera; Phylloxeridae. The transcript is spliced from 4 exons. The record is from RefSeq and is a predicted model, not a curated record. Bases 263 to 1225 code for a protein of 320 amino acids. Gene Ontology annotation, biological process: DNA replication.
GGAAGAAACGGAACUACCACCUCAGGACGUUUUCUAUAGUCAGUUGAGUGAGUCUAAUAUUGAUGACGACGACUAUAGACAUGCCACGGAGGUGUGGAACCGUUUCGACUGCUCAACCCUCGGUGAGUACAGCGACCUAUAUCUUAAGAUCGACGUGUUGUUGUUGGCUGAUGUGUUUGAGAACUUCCGCGACAUCUGUAUUUCAACAUACAAUUUGGACCCGGCGCACUAUUACACCGCGCCUGGUUUUAGCUUCGAUUGUAUGUUGAAAUACACCAGGAUGAAGCUGGAGCUCUUGAACGACUACGACAUGCUACUGAUGGUGGAACAGGGCAUUCGUGGUGGGCUAGUGCAGGCCGUCAAGCACUAUGCAAAGGCCAACAAUUCUAAGACACCCGAUUACGAUCCGUCAAAACCAGAAUCAUGGAUCGUGUACCAAGACUGCAAUAACCUUUACGGGUGGGCUAUGAGUCAGCCCAUGCCGUACGGUGGCUUCCGGUGGUAUAAAGGAGCAGACCCUCUGGCUGACCUCCAAUCGUUGUCGGACACUGGUAAUACGGGGCGUAUAUAUGAAGUGGACGUAUCGUAUCCACAAGAGCUGCAUGACGAGCACAACGACUUGCCGUUCUUGCCUGUCAACGAUGUACCGCCGGGUUCCAAAGAGACCAAACUCAUGGCCACUUUGAAACCCAAACAGCGGUACGUCGUACAUUACGUUAAUCUUAAACAGGCGAUCGCACACGGACUGCAAGUCGAUAAAGUGCACCGCGUUUUAGAGUUUCAACAAAGUGCUUGGUUGAAACCAUACAUUGAGUUGAACACUGAAAUGCGGAAAAAGGCGGCAAAUGCUUUUGAAAUUGCAUUUUUCAAACUAAUGAACAAUGCCGUCUUUGGGAAAACAAUGGAGAACAUGCGGAAACGCAUCCGUAUUGAGCUAAUCUCCAGUCCCGAACGUCUAAGCAAGCUCGUAAACCAACCAACCUUCAACGACUGUAUCAAAUACGGUGAAAGGUUGUGCGCCGUCAUAAUGGACACAAAGAUGGUCAAGUUUAUCAAACCAAUAUACGUCGGUUUAGCAGUGCUUGACAUUAGCAAGACGCUAAUGUACAAGUACUUCUACGACGUAUUGAAACCACAUUAUGGCAGUGCAAUCGAAUUGGUUUACAUGGAUACUGGUGAGUACAACCGUACAGUAGAAAUAUUUUUUAUAUUUAUAUAUUUUUAAUUUUUCUCAGACUCCUUCAUAUACCUGCUCAGAGUAGGCGACUUCUACCAGGAUUUAGCUGGUAGCCCCGAUUUACUGGUGCACGUGGACGCAUCUAGCCUGCCCAAGGAUCACCCUUGCUACUCCACCGAUAGAAAGAA